UCUGUCAGUCGCCGUUCGGGAAAGUCUUCUGGUGUUCUUGGUGUGAAAAAGUGAGUGUAAGUGAAAAUGGAGGGAAAUUUCUCAGUCUUGAGACCAGAAGCACGAAUUUCAGCGGACGGUGGCCACUUGUUAGGCUGGAAUGUCCCUCCUGAGGAUCUUCGUCAGAUUCCAGAUCACUGGCUCACAUACCCAGAACCCGAAGCUUCCCUACAUUACCUUCUUGGUUUGGUGUACAUCAUGUUCACGGUGGCUGCAUUGACAGGAAAUGGAUUGGUUUUGUGGAUUUUUGGUUCCUCAGCAGCCCUGCGUACUCCCUCAAAUGUCUUUGUGGUCAAUUUGGCUUUGUGUGAUUUUAUGAUGAUGCUCAAAGCACCCAUCUUCAUCUUCAACUCCUUCCACCGCGGAUUCGCAACUGGAGUCACAGGAUGUCAACUCUUUGCAGCCAUGGGCAGUCUCUCGGGAAUUGGGGCUGGUAUGACUAAUGCCUGUAUAGCCUAUGACAGGUUCAAUGUCAUCACCAGGCCCUUUCAUGCCAAAAUGACUCGCCUAAAGGCCAUCAUGAUUGUUCUCUUGGUCUGGGGCUAUACCAUCCCUUGGACAGUACUACCGCUCAUGGAAAUCUGGGGUCGAUUUGUUCCAGAGGGCUAUCUAACAUCCUGUACUUUCGACUAUCUCACCGAUACUUUCGACAACCAUCUCUUUGUGGGAGCGAUUUUUGUGUGCAGUUAUGUUAUCCCUAUGUCUAUGAUCAUCUACUUCUACAGUCAGAUCGUGAGUCAUGUGGUGAAUCAUGAGAAAACUCUCAGAGAGCAAGCCAAGAAGAUGAAUGUUGAUUCUCUAAGAUCAAACACAAAUACUUCGAAUCAAACUGCAGAGAUUCGAAUAGCAAAAGCUGCUCUUGUGAUUUGCUUUCUGUUUGUAGCCUCCUGGACUCCUUAUGGCGUCAUGGCGCUCAUUGGAGCUUUUGGUGAUCGCCGAUUGUUGACACCUGGGGUCACUAUGAUUCCAGCUUGUUGCUGCAAACUUGUUGCCUGUAUUGAUCCUUGGGUUUAUGCCAUCAGUCAUCCGAAAUAUCGUCUUGAGCUGCAAAAGAAACUGCCAUGGCUGGCUAUUCAUGAAAAGGAAAUCUCUGAUACAGCUUCUGUAACCACGGAAGUCACUCAAACUGGACAGAACACUGGACAAGUGACCACGACUACCACAUAAAGAAAAAAAUACACAAGAAAAAUUAUAUUAUAUGACGACCUUAGGCAGAAGAAAAACAAUGGACAUGAGUGUAUACAGGAAGUUUUUUUUUUUGGAAAUUCCUCAAAAGAUUUUGAUUUUUUUUAAUGAAAACUACUAAGAAUGUCACAGAUUAUUUAUCAUAAAUAAUUUUGUGCCUUUUAUAUUAAAGGCACUUUCAUUUGGGCACUCAAUGGGUCAAGUUUCAAGUUCAAUUGAUAGAGCACUCGCUGUAUGAUGCAAGUGUCCCGAGUUCGAAUCCCCUUUAUGGCCUCUACACACUAGAGAAAUUUAUGUCCAUAUUGAAGAGUUUUUCUUACAAAAGCGUAGGGAAUUUGCUUCAAUAUUGACAUAAAUUUCUCUAGUGUGUAGAGGCCAUUAGGUCACCAGGAAUUUUUCUGGUUUUCGAAUUGCAUCCAGUGAGUUUCACUGCGCUUGAUUUUGAAAGCUUGAUGUGAAAGCAAUGAAUGUCCCGAACUCCUCUUGCGGGGGGCCUAAGUUCCUCUAUGGAACGUUGUGCGUGCACCGUUAUUAUUACUAUAUUUUCAUUUGUAUAAGUUUGAAAACGAUUACGUUUCAGCAGAGAUUUAUAAAAAAUUAUCAUAAAACAUCAAGAGAAAUUUUACAUUAAAUAUUGAUUAUUAUUAUUAUUAUUAUUAUUGUUGUAAUAUGAAAAUAUUAUUAAAAAACAAAAUAUUAUUGUAAAACUUAACAGUAUUGGCAGUAUUCCAUAGACGCGCAGAACAGAAGUGGACAGUUUUAAUAGGGAAAUGCAUACAAAGGAGACCACUUCUGCUCUUAGCGUCUCAUAUAUUUACUGAUAUUGAUGAUAAGUUUUCCGGUAUAGUCCUGAAACUUUGUUUUUUUCUUGUUCCCCCUCUUAACCCAUUCAGUCAAUGUACCAGAAAUACUUGAGAUAAAAUGUUCUUAUUUUGGGAUUAGUUUUCUUUUCUACAGAUUAAUAGGUGAAUUUUUUGAAAAGAAAAUAUUUUUAUCCAUUACGGGGGCGCGGGGAGCCGUCCUCAAACACGCGUUUUAACGGUCACUGAAUUUAAAUUCUGUACAUUAAUUCAUUACAAACUCUAUUGAGUUAGAUAGAGUAACUAUCCAAGAAAACACAUUGGCAACCAGAAUUCAAAUCAGGAAAGAGGAUGAAGGCCAAUUUUAACAAAUUUGACGGGAUGUCGAAUUUUCCGUCCGCAAUUUUGAGCAAAAUUUUUGCAUGACUUCACGCGAAGCGAGAACAGAACAACAAAAUGCAUUCCCAUCUCUGUCGGGCAAUUUUUUCCAAGCAAUUGAAGGAUUAAAGUAACUAAAAAUCCAUUCCCGACAGAAAUUCGAAUAUCAAUUGCCCUGGAAUAAAUCUUCUAAAAUCACUCAAUUUGCAUAUGAUGUAUAAUACCAUGGUAAGGAAUAGGUCAAGCCUCGCUGUUGAUCCUCCAUAUCAUUUCCGCUCACUCCUCUACGUGCGACUGAACCCGGAAUCUUUGUAUAUUAAUAAAUUUCUGAAAAGGUUAGAUUUUAGAUCUUAAUAAAUUUAAAUUUUUCGGUAAUCUUUAAAUUUAAGAAGAGUUUGAAGUUCCAAAAAAAUUUAACAACUAUUACAAUUAUCUAUAUUUUUCAGAAUUAUAAAUUUUUUGAGAGAAUUUCCAAAGAAAUUUCUUCUCCGAAAUACGUUAAAUUUAAAUUUAAAUAAACUCCCUUGCAAGCAACA
Phlebotomus papatasi is the source of this 2938-nucleotide messenger RNA. Its product is annotated as opsin, ultraviolet-sensitive-like. The transcript is spliced from 3 exons. Gene Ontology annotation, molecular function: G protein-coupled receptor activity. Gene Ontology annotation, cellular component: membrane. Gene Ontology annotation, biological process: G protein-coupled receptor signaling pathway; visual perception. Bases 67 to 1206 code for a protein of 379 amino acids. The record is from RefSeq and is a predicted model, not a curated record. Lineage: Eukaryota; Metazoa; Arthropoda; Insecta; Diptera; Psychodidae.